Molecule: messenger RNA, 1119 nt
Organism: Seminavis robusta
Lineage: Eukaryota; Bacillariophyta; Bacillariophyceae; Naviculales; Naviculaceae
Source: the annotation of a GenBank genome assembly
AUGAAGACAACCGCUCCCCUCCUGUUUUCCUUCCUGCUGCCGGUCCUUCUGCAUGCAUCAGAUGAAAGCAACGGCGUGUUUCUUCUAGAUAAUGCGAUAAUCCAUUCAGCUGUUCGACAGUGGAUCGAAGAUCCGAGCAGUGCUGCGGGCAAAUAUGGCCCAAUCGAACAAUGGGACACGAGCCGUGUUACGGAUAUGAACGGUCUCUUUCGUUAUGCCAAAAACUUGCAAGAGGAUCUUUCGCGAUGGGAUACGUCUCGAGUGACAUCGUUUCGAGAAAUCUUAUAUAGAGCAGAGAGUUUCAGCGGGAACAUUUCCAAUUGGAAAACAAGCAAUGUUGUAGACAUGAGCUAUGCCUUUGGUGGGGCCAUUUCGUUCAAUGGUAAUAUCCAGCAGUGGGAUACUGGGCGCGUGACAACAAUGAAAGGACUCUUCUACGAAGCAGAAUCUUUCGACCAGGACAUAUCAACAUGGAACGUUGCCGCUGUCAAGGAUUUUUCCUAUGCCUUUUCCUAUGCUUACGCUUUCAGCGGAAGAGGUGGUCUUUCCUCCUGGGAUGUUUCCACGGCAGCCUCCAUGGCCAACAUGUUUCACGUUACGCCGAACUUUGACGAGGAGAUCUGCUGGCCUUCCUUGCUCAAUGCAGACGCUGGUAUGAUAGACAUGACACUCAUGUUCUGCAAGAGCCAAGGUAGAUUCAGUGACGCAUGCACCCCUGCUGCGGUACAGUCAGGCCAAGCCAUGACAGGGUGUGCAAAGGGCUUUGAUGACUUUGUGCCAUCUUCGAAUGCAGCAUUCUUUGGAGCAAUCAUGGGCUGGAUGUGUUUGAUGGUGUUCAUUUUCCUUUUGAUCAUUGCGUAUUCUUCUUAUUAUCGAUCAAGAAGAAAGCCUGAUGGCCAACCGCAGGGGAAGGAAGGAUACACCAGUCGGUCUUCCGAUGGUUGCGCGUUUGCCAAGAAUGUCACCGCUGUGUAUCCUGUUUGCACCAAGACUUGCACCAGAAGCAGUGGUGGCCCUAUUGUGGAUGGCGACCGCUACCAGUACAGUGUCCCCAUCGGGGACGAGUUUUCUGAGGAUGUUCUGACCCAAGUAUCGGAGCAAUCCUCCAGAUUUCUCUAA